This is a messenger RNA of Leptosia nina, 2685 nucleotides long. Lineage: Eukaryota; Metazoa; Arthropoda; Insecta; Lepidoptera; Pieridae. The record is from the annotation of a GenBank genome assembly.
AUGUCGAAACCGGAUGACAAUGAUGAAAACUGGAGUACAACUAUGGACAAUCUAUGUUCACAAUUAAACGUAGAUCCUGUUGCUACAGAAAAAUCAAAGGAAUCAUUUGCGGAAAUAAAACAAAAUUUUACAUUAGAUGGAGACGCUUUACAUUGGAUGGCGUGUGCCUUAUAUGUGGCAUGUCGUACAUCUAUCACCCCAACUGUAGAAACUGGAAAAGCUGUGAAAGGAAAUUGUGUCAGUUUAACUAGAUUGUUAAGAUUAUGUAAUAUAAGUUUAAUUCAAUUUUUUACAAAAAUCAAGAAUUGGAUGGAUAUGACAUUGAUGCCAGCUGAUUUUAAAGACAAAAUCAGUAGAUUAGAACAUAAGUUUGCUGUUUCUACAAUUUUGUUUAGAAAAUUCCAACCUUUGUUUCAAGAAAUUUUUACUGGACUCAACAAUGAACCUGUUAAAACAAAGAGUAGCAAAAAGCAGAAGCAACAACUAUGCAACACCAAUGCUUUAUUCAACUUAACUUGGUGCCUUUAUAUCAGUGUCAAGGGCGAGUUUCACAACUCAGCUGAUGAUCUGGUAGACAUGUACCAUUUAUUGUUGUCAUGUCUGGACUUCAUGUUUGCCAAUGCGUUUAUGGCGGACAGAAGAGAUCUCAUAAAUCCAAGUUUUAAGGGUUUGCCGAGUGACUGGCAAGAAGAUGACUAUGUGGUACCAAAUAAAGCACCAUGUGUAAUAUCUGUGCUCUGCGAAUUGAAAGAUGGACUCGCUGUACAAGCCAGUACAAUGAAAGAUUACAGUUGGAAUCGUGUUGUUAAAUCCUUUUUUGAGAAAGGAAUUUUGAAAGGAGACAGUGAAAAAAUGCUGGGAGUGUUAGAUAUUGGAAACUUCGAUGUAAAUGUUAAAUCAUUGAACAAUUUAUAUGAAACUUAUGUACUCAGUGUUGGAGAAUUUGAUGAGAGGAUAUUUUUGGGCGAACAUGCCCAUGAGCAAAUUGGGACCAAGAAGGUUUCUGAUAACGAGAUAUCACAAGUUAUUGCCAACUUUGGCCCAAGCGCCAAAACGUGUCCGGACACACCGCUAACUGGCCGUCGUUACUUGGGCAGAAGGGCUGAAGAACUUACCCCGGUGUCAGAAGCAAAUAACAGUUUGGCUCGCCUCGCUGCUUUUCUUAGGCAGUCGAAGCCGCAACCCUCCACUUGUAUGAUGAGGCUAUUUUCAGAAUAUGGAGUCAGCGAUGAAAUGAUAACCAAGAAAGUAAUAGUACCCUGCAACAUAUGGAUGGAUCAGUUUGCGGAGAGUCUUAAGGAAUCAAAUUGCAGUGCAGAGACGAUCGCCUAUAGAUGCAAUAUGGUCACUUGCCUCUACUAUAAGGUCUUUGAACAUAUAAUCCGAGAAGAGCAUAGAAAGAAGCCACAAGUAUCCUUACAGAUGCUGUUAUCACAAGAGACCUAUCAGCUGACGGUGUACGCUUGUUGUACUGAAGUGGUACUCCAUUCAUAUGGAGUGCAUUCUCUGAGGUUCCCCCGGGUCUUACAGAUAUAUGGACUUAGUGCGUUCCACUUCUACAAGAUCAUUGAGCUGGUCGUUAAGACGGUGGUCGACAAGCUGAGUAGAGACGUUAUAAAGCAUCUGAAUGCUGUUGAAGAACAAGUACUAGAGUCAUUAGUGUGGACGUCAGAUAGUCCACUAUGGGAUCAAAUAGCUAAGAUUCCAGUUCCACCAUCUUGUAAAGUUACGAUACCAGAAUCUCCUCUUCGGCGUAGUGGUCUUCAAUCUCCCGUGUCAGCGGUGAUAGAUAGAUACCUUACGCCGAUGGCAGACCAAGCAAAGAAGCAACUAUUCAAAGAUACCGUCAAGCCAGGCCAAUCGUUAUUAGUACAAGCGAAUCCAACACAAGAGGCAGCUAGUCCAGCUACAGUUAACACCGCUAGCAAUGAGACCACACCCAAUACAACGCCCAAGAAAACAAAUAAUUCGCUCAUAUUGUUCUUUAGAAAGUUUUACAGCCUAGCGGUAGUCCGUAUGAACGACUUGUGCACCCGGCUGCGUCUCACCGACGACGAGCUGAAAAGAAAGAUUUGGACCUGUCUAGAAUAUUCCAUCAUGCAUCAGACCCAGCUGAUGAAGGACAGGCAUCUGGACCAGAUUUUGAUGUGCGCCGUCUAUGUUAUAUGUAAGGUGUCAAAUAGUGCUAGUAACCAAGUGGAGAGAACGUUUGCUGAUAUAAUGAGGUGCUAUCGGGCGCGUCCGCUGGCUGAUAACCAUGUCUACCGUUCUGUUCUUAUCAGUCACGGAGACAAAGGUUCAGAAAGAGGGGAUCUAAUCAAUUUCUACAACAGAGUGUAUGUGCAGUGUAUGCAGAACUUUGCGCUUCGGUUCACUGGUAGGAAUAGAGACGAGUGCAGUCUCUCCCCGUUGCCCGCGGGUCGGGGGGACGCAACAUACUCGCCGGGGGGUCAGCGGGUCUCGUGCACUCACCAGCUGUACGUGAAACCUCUGACUGCCUCACCCCCACCGCCCCGCAAGCACCAUCUCACCUAUCGCUUCAGUCGCAGUCCAGCCAAGGACUUGCACGCGAUAAAUACACUGGUGUCCUCCGAGGUGGGGGGGCCUCGUCAGCGACCGACAGGCCCUAUGAGAUUGGUCUACAACAGUGCAUUGAUUGAUGUCAACGGAAAUGUAACAAUCUAA